Molecule: messenger RNA, 1655 nt
Organism: Siniperca chuatsi (mandarin fish)
Lineage: Eukaryota; Metazoa; Chordata; Actinopteri; Centrarchiformes; Sinipercidae
Gene: asgr1a
Product: asialoglycoprotein receptor-like 2
Exons: 8
Coding region: 480-1316 (278 amino acids)
Molecular function (GO): signaling receptor activity
Source: RefSeq, a predicted model, not a curated record
UGCUUAUACUUCAUCUGAAACUUUAACUCUUUUAGCACUUGCAUUGCAACUGCCAAUUAAACAUUUUCUUUGCUUCAGUUUUAACUGCCACUUCUUUCAGUGUUUCUGUUCAAACUGUCACUUCAACUUCAGCUACUUCUCCAACACAAAUACACUUCAAAAGAAUCAACAUUUUAAGACAUUUCACCUUUUCCCACUUGCUUCAACUGCAGUUUUUCAGUGGAAGCGAGUACACUUGCGCUUUCUUCAGAAAAGAUUUGGCUUUCCUAGUUGUUGGUAUACUUUAGUCUGGACUAGCAGCGUGACUUUGGCAGAGUUUCACUACACACACAUAUUGUUUUCCAGUUCAAAGUGCGUUUUGGUGGGCAUUGACCCUCGGCUCAGUGUUUGGACAGCCAGGCUGUUUGUCAGUCUUCACCGUGAAGAAGAAGAGGGGGGACACACCGAAGGAGCAGAGAGACGGAGAGGGAGACAUCGCCAUGACGACUGAAUACCAUGACAAUGUUGAAGAUGACAGCAGCUCCUUCUGGAACAAAGAGGCUCCUCCUGUCUCUUUCUCAGGAGUCUCCAGGUUCAGACGCUGGUUGUUUCCUGCUCUGACAGCUACAGUCAUCCUGGUUCUGAUCAUAGCACUGGGAGCCAGCAACACGAAGACGUUGAACCGACUGUGGUCUGUGGAGGAAAGUGUUUCCAACCUGACUGAAUCACUGAGCGCCGCAAAGCAGCUCACCGAAGGUGCAGCUAAAGACGUUCACCGCCUGAAGUUUGCUGUGGAGAACAACAAGGACCAGCUGACCUCAGUGUCGGAGGCGUUGAAGCAGCUGUCAACUCUGGAUACUAUCAGCAGGACGGUCGCCUCGCUCAAAUGUUCCCUCGAACACAUCAUCAACAAUAGUUCAGCAGUGGACGGCUGUUGUCCUCUGGGUUGGGAUGUAUUUGGCUCCAGCUGUUAUUUCUUCAGUAAGACACCUUUGGCCUGGGACGAUGCCAGAGACUGGUGCAACGGACACGAAUCUCACCUGGUCAUACUCAACACUGACGAGGAGUGGGAGUUUGUGACUCGUCAUACCAUGGGCAUCUUCUACUGGGUGGGUCUGACUGAUGAGAGAACAGGGAAGUGGGAGUGGGUCAACCAGACGCCGUACGUCAUGAACCGGAGGCGGUGGCGACCCGGUCAGCCUGACAGCUGGUUGGACCACGGUCUCGGCCCCGGGGAUGAAGACUGUGCUCACCUUCACGAGGACGGACGCCUCAACGACCUGCACUGCUCCUCCGUCAUGCGCUACGUCUGCCAGAGACACACCCAGCGCAGCUGAACAGGCUCCACCCACACUGCUCGCCUCAUACGUGUACGCAUAUCUACUGUAACACCAUCAGAUAAUUUGAUCCCAACUCAUCAGACUAUCUGCUUCUGUUGUGUCCACGUCAGUGCUGCUCAGACAAGCUGACGAUGUCACGACACCUGGCCAAUGAGGGCUGAUAUGUGUUAGUUAAUCGUUAAGUCGAGGGUGUGAGGAUGUGAGAUCAGAUCAUUAGAGAUUUGUGAUCGGAUGAAUAAUGUUGUACCUCUGUUUUAAAGGUGAUAUUUUAUAUUUCUCUUCAUGUUCAGACUCAAACCAGCAGUGAAUAAACUAACAGGUGUUGUGUGAAUCACA